AUGAAAAAUCAAAUAAUUACAAUAAUAUUUUCACUUUAUCUAUUGCUUAUUUUUAUUGCAAAGAACAAUGUCUAUGCAAUAGAUGGUACAAAUAACAAUAACAAUACUUUUUCCGAAUUAUCAACACUCUCUUCAACUUCCUAUAUAAACAAUGGAACUUACACAAUUACUCAAUCAGGUUCCACCAAAAUCGAAUUGAAUUUAUCAAUUUAUGUAAUUUAUUUACUCCCUUCAAUUAAAAAUAUAACAAUCAAUAAUACUGAAUGUACCACUAUCGCCACCAAAGAUCGCCAAAUAAGCUGUUAUAUGUCCAAUCAAACAUCAUUGAAUGAAGAUAUCUAUCAAGUUCUGAUAUUUAAUGAAACAAAUCUGAUUAUAAAUGAAAAUGUUAAAUUUCAAAGAAAUGAAAGGCUAACAUAUGUAAUUGGAAACUUCACAAACCAAACUUAUAUAUCAGCAUGUGGUUAUUAUGAAUUUAUAAGUUUAAAUUCUACAACCAUUGUUAUUAGAAUCGAAAGUUCAGCAGGAGAUCAAUGUUAUGUUUAUGUUGGCGAUGGUGAAUCUGACAAGUUCUAUUUCACAAGUACCUAUAGUUAUCACGAUAGUAGAGAUGAUGAAAGGGAAGGUGCAGCACUUGGUCGAGCACUUCUUGUCGUUGCAAUUAUAAUACCAGUGACAGUCGUUGCAUUUAUAAUAAUAGUUGUCGUAAUUGUUGUAUGCACCAUUAGAUACUGUAAAAGAAAGAAAACUCUUCCUAAAGCCUAUAUCGAAGUCAAUGAAUAA
Heterostelium album PN500 is the source of this 783-nucleotide messenger RNA. RefSeq lists its product as uncharacterized. The transcript has 2 exons. The coding region runs from base 1 to 783 and encodes 260 amino acids. NCBI's taxonomy places the organism in Eukaryota, Evosea, Eumycetozoa, Acytosteliales, Acytosteliaceae. The record is from RefSeq and is a predicted model, not a curated record.